This is a messenger RNA of Anolis sagrei ordinatus, 2720 nucleotides long. Lineage: Eukaryota; Metazoa; Chordata; Lepidosauria; Squamata; Anolidae. The record is from RefSeq and is a predicted model, not a curated record.
AUGAGCCCAGAAACCGAGCUGGAAGACAAACAGACAACUUUAACUUUAGUCAAUUGAAAUGCCAAGCCUACUACAAGUUUCAGUCCAACCUAGGGGCUGGAAUGAUGAUGUUGCCAAAUCCUCAGCCGUUUCUUCCACUUUGUGAUGAAGUAGAACUGACUCAGGGCCCAAUCACCUUUGAGGAUGUGGCUGUCCAUUUCUCCCCGGAGGAGUGGGCUCUCCUGAGUCCUGAUCAGAAAGCCUUGCACGGGCAGAUCAUGGAGGACAUUCAUGGGAUGGUGGACUCUCUUGCAGAUAACUGGAAGAAGAGCAAUGUCUGCACCAAACACAGGAAAUGUUUUGGGCAGAAUGGGGACCUUCAUGGACACCAGCAAGCCCACAGUAAAGGUGAAGAUUCUGCCAGAGAAAAGCCCCACAAAUGCCAUAUAUGUGGGCAAUGUUUUACCCAAAAUAUGGCACUUGUGCUUCACAAGACACUCCAUGCUGGGGAAAACCAUCUUGAAAGGAAAGUGUCAGCAAAAUGUGUGGUUGAUUACAAAUUGCCAGAUGUGUGCCAACAAGAAAUUUUUGAAGGAACCGAGGAUUUCAUAAACCAGGAGUGUGAGAAAUAUUUUAUCCAGAGUUCACACUUGGUGAUGCACGAGAGAUUUCACUCAGGAGAGGAACCAUACAUGUGCCAGGAGUGUGGGAAGUGUUUUGCUUCCAGUUCAGAAUUGAUGAGGCACAAAAUGCUUCAUACAGGAAAGAAACCAUACAAAUGCCAGGAACAUGGGAAGUCUUUUACUCAGAAUACACACCUUAUAGAGCACUGGGGAUCCCACACAGGAGACAAACCAUACAAAUGCAAGGAAUGUGGGAAAUGUUUUGUUCAAAGUUCAUCUCUUAUGAGCCACCAGAGAGUCCACACUGGAGAGAAACCAUAUACAUGCCCAGAUUGUGGGAAAUGUUUUACUGACAGUUCAAACUUGGUGAGACACAAAAGAUUCCACACAGGAGAGAAACCAUACGAAUGCCAGGAGUGUGGGAAAUGUUUUGCUGAUGGUUCACACUUGGCGAGCCACAAAAGACUCCACACAGGAGAGAAGCCAUACGAAUGCCAGGAGUGUGGGAAAUGUUUUACUAACAGUUCAAACUUGGUGAGACACAAAAGAGUCCACACAGGUGAUAAACCAUACCAAUGCCAAGAGUGUGGGAAAUGUUUUGCUGACAGUUCGCACUUGGUGAGCCACAAAACACUCCACACUGGAGAGAAGCCAUACCAUUGCCAGGAAUGUGGGAAAUGUUUUGCUGACAGUUCACACUUGAUGAGGCACAAUGCACUCCACACAGGAGAGAAGCCAUACCAAUGCCAGGAGUGUGGGAAAUCUUUUACUAACAGUUCAAAUUUGGUGAGACACAAAAGAUUCCACACAGGAGAGAAGCCAUACCAAUGCCAGGAGUGUGGGAAAUGUUUUGCUGACAGUUCACACUUGGUGACCCACAAAAAAUCACACAUGUGAAUGAAAGGGUAAAUUCCCAUACUUCAUCCCUUAACAAGCAUCAGAGAAUACACACAGGCUUAAAAAUAUGCAAAUGCCAGGAGUGUGGGAAAUGUUUUGUUUGGGGUUCAUACCUUUUGAACUAUCACAGAGAGAGACAUCAUCCAAGAGCUGUGACAGAACUAAUAAAAUGAGUUAUCACGUAUCAUGAUGUGUAACUGACUGGAACUGGUUUUUGCCCAGCUGUACAAUAUAAUUGAGCAAAACUUUUAAAUUGCAGGUUCUGGACAUUUUGGUGUUAUAGACUACAUUCAACAUUGCUCGGUGAACACGUGUUGUUCCCUUGGCUUUCAGUAACACUUGGCUUGACUUCGGACUCGUUUCUAAGACAAUUCUUAGUUUUGAACUUUGCUUAUGUUUUUUGCUUUUUGUGACUUGGGACUGUUUUGCAGAACUCUUUUGCUUCUGUGGACACCUUUAUCAUCUGAUUUCAAACAGGACCAUUUGAGAAGUUCUGCCUAAGAUUUGGUAGAGUCCACUUUCUUGUUGUUGUCAAAGGCCUUCAUGACCAGAAUCUCUGGGUUGCUGUUAGUUUUCUGGGUUGUAUAGCCAUGUUUCAGAAAUAUGGUCCCCUGAUGUUUCACCCACAUCUAUGGCAUCCUACAAGGUUGUGAGGUCUGUUGGAAACUCGACAGUUGAGGUUUAUAUAUCUGUGGAAUGUCCAGGGUGUGUGUGUCGGGGGGGGGGGGGGGGGGGGGGGGAGGAAGAAUGAGAGAAGACACUCUGGUUGCUAUGUAAUAUGUGUGUGAGAAAGCAUAGAGAAUCUAUAUAAAUAAAAUGUAGUGUUUGUUUGUGGGAUUAAUAUAAUUCAAGAACCACUGGGCAAAUUGACACCAAAUUUGGACACAACAUACCUAAUAGGCCAACGAGUGACCAUCACUCAUAAAAACAAGGAAAAACACAGCGGAGGAGACUUAAAAAGCAAAAAAAAACCCAAUAACAAUGUAUGCGCAAAACCACAUAUAUACACACACAAAUACAUAUACACAGACUGGGCCACAGCAACGUGUGGCAGGGGACAACUGGUCUAUAUAAAUAAAAAUGUAGUGUUAGUUUGUGGGAUUAACAUAACUCAAAAACCACUGGACAAAAUGACACUAAGGUUGGACACAAUACACCUCUCAGGCCAACGAGUGACCAUCACUCAUAAAAACACUGAAAAACACAGCAGAAGAGACUUUA